This is a messenger RNA of Spea bombifrons (plains spadefoot toad), 1518 nucleotides long. RefSeq names its product EF-hand calcium-binding domain-containing protein 14-like. Lineage: Eukaryota; Metazoa; Chordata; Amphibia; Anura; Pelobatidae. Gene Ontology annotation, molecular function: calcium ion binding. The coding region runs from base 64 to 1176 and encodes 370 amino acids. The record is from RefSeq and is a predicted model, not a curated record. The transcript has 11 exons.
AAAGCCUAACAGUAAAGGAAGCACGUUAUACACGGCAGUGGUUUUUAAUCCAAUAUAUUUAUCAUGGAUGGAAUAAAACAAGAGAAUUAUGCUCUUUUACAUGAUGAUUCUGACAUGGAAGAGUUUGAUAAAAACAAAGUUGACCAUAUUAAAAAUCAACAAGGAAAAUUAUAUCUGAGAAGAUCGAACACUUUGUUCUCGUGGACACAACCACAGUGGCUUUGCCACACGGUUUUUAUUGUGUUUUUGGUAUCUUCACAAGCAGCAUUGUGUAUUUUUGUGUUAACAAUAUAUGCCGACUUGGAAUCUGUUAAAUUGGACCAGUCGCCAUCACAAAAAGGUCUUCAUAAUCACAUUAAUAAUAUAAAUGGUUCAAGAUUUGAAAAUACAACAAAUGGGGAUGAAGGCGUAAAAAAUCAAGAAUUGCAUCCUGAUUCUCGGGGCAUGGAUAUGUUCAACAUCUUAAAAAAGAUCCACACAUUGGAAAUGAAUGCGAAAUCAAUCAAGAAAGUUGUUUCCAGUCAUGAAGAAGAUUUGAAAGUUGUACAGGAACAACAACAAACAGAAACGAAAAAGUAUGAAAAUGCAUUGGAGCGACAGUUCAACAAUAUAACAAGAGCCUUGAAUAGCCUUCAAAAUCGCCUAGAGGAGAAUCUGGAUAGUGCCAACUCACAAAUAUCACAGCUGAGAGAAGAUGUUUACUUUAUCGAAAAUUCCUUAAAUAACACAAAGCAGGAACGAUUAGGUGAAAUUGGGACAACCCAGAGAGAAACAAGAAAACGAAUCACAAUGCAGAUGACAUCUGACCCUUUCUUCACUACGGCUCCAACCUGGCUGGUGAGCAAUAUGAAAAAAGAAGAGAUGGCGGAUGACAGGACUACUUCAUUUCAGAUCUAUCAGAGGGCUGACGCCACAAUGCAACAGAUUUCAAAGCAGAAUGAAAAGACAGAAGUAAUGUAUCCGCUCUCCAUCCCAUUUCUGAAGAGACGGACAGAUUUUCAGGUUUUUUUCUAUGGAGCUGAUAAAGAUGCGAAUGGCUAUCUUACUUAUGAUGAAAUAAAGAGGGUUCUUGGCGAAGAGGCUCCCAAUGAGGAUGCCCUGGUCCAAUUUGAUGAUGAUGACAACAAAAUGUAUUCCUACACUGAGCUCUUAAGAAUACUUCAGCUAAGAGAUUAAAGAAAUACAUUUAAAGAACAGGUCAAAGACAGGUGACAAUGGGAAGUACGAUUUUCAAAGUGGGAACAUAUAAAAUGCAAAGUGAAAGUUGCACACAAUUUUUUUAUUUUUCAAUUAUUACAUUUACUCAAACAAAAGUUUAUUUACGUCUGACCUGGAGGUAAAAUUAAAUGUGUUAUUGUAAUUAUUGUAAUUGUACAAUGAAACUGAGAUGCAGCAUUAUUGUUUACAGUACAGAUUAUGACAUUAAUGUUUUUAAUAUGACACCAAAUUCUGUGUGACAUCACUUCUUAAUAAAAAAAAAUACUGUUCAGUAUAUGAGUGCAGUAUUUACAGAAACAA